AUGGAGGAAAGAAAACCAACUUCAAUAUUCACUGACCAGGACCAAGCAAUGGCAAAUGCUAUACUAGAGGUGAUUCCUAAUACAAGACAUAGACUUUGUAUAUGGCAUUUGGAGCAAAAUGUCAGAACCAGAUUUGGAGCUCUUAAAAAAGACAAAGAAUUCAAAUUUGCAUUCAACCAGUGCUUAAAGAUGUGUGUGAUAAAACAAGAAUUCGAAGCAAAGUGGCAAGCAAUGUGGCAAAAAUAUGAGUUGACAGAACACUCUUGGUACAAAAGAGUGUAUGAGUUGAAAGACAAAUGGUGUCCUGCCCUUUGUAGAGAUUUCUUUUCAGCAGGGAUCUUAUCGUCACAAAGGAGUGAAAGCACUAAUCAUGCCAUAGGAUUCAGAGCAAGUAAAGCAACUACUUUGAAAGAAUUUUAUACCAUAUUUAAGAAGACAACUAAUCGUUGGAGAAGCACAGAGAAAUAUGAUGAGUUUACCUGUAGCAAGUCAAUAGCAUUCACUUCAUUGCCUCUAUCUAGAAUGCUAAAGCAUGCCGCACAGGUUUUCACUUUAUCACUCUUUAGAAAUUUUGAAGAGGAGUUUGGAUACUCUAUGGCAACAACUGUUCAGAUGUUAGGCAGUAAUGAAGAAUGCCUACUUUAUCAAGUAACACUAGAAGACAAGCCAUGGUCUGCACAUCAAGUAAACUAUAUACAAGAUAGGCUAACUAUAUGGUGUACUUGCAAAAACUUUGAAGCAUCUGGAUGGUUAUGUUAUCAUUGCAUCAGAAUUCUACAUUUGCAUUUAGUAACAAGAAUACCAGACAAGUAUGUUUCAAAAAGAUGGACUAAGUUUGCAAAAACAGAGGCAUGGGAUAGGUUGAAGAAUCAGGAUCCUAAACAACAAUAUAUUCCAUGGAGGCAAACAAUGAUGAGGAAAUACUACAAUCUAAUCUUAAAAAGUCAAGAAAAUGAAGAGACAAGAGCAUUUAUGGAAGAAAGCUUCAGAAACAGUCUUAAAAUGGUGGAAGACUUACUUGCUAGUGCUGCUCAGAAAGAAAGUGCAGAAGCUGCUUCUAACAUUCCUGAUGUGGCAGACAACACUCAAAGCAAUACUGACGCUUCUUCAGCAUCGAGUACAAGCACAUGUGUACCAAUAAUUCUUGAUCCUAAAAGGGCUGUAAAAAAAGGAAGAAGCAAGAGAACAAAAGGAGGACUUGAAAAAAGCAAGAGAAAAAGAAAACCAGCACUGCCACCUCCAAAUUCAGAAUUUGGAUCAAAGACACCUAACUUACGACUCUUUUAA
Chenopodium quinoa (quinoa) is the source of this 1287-nucleotide messenger RNA. RefSeq names its product protein FAR-RED IMPAIRED RESPONSE 1-like. The record is from RefSeq and is a predicted model, not a curated record. Gene Ontology annotation, molecular function: zinc ion binding. Gene Ontology annotation, biological process: regulation of DNA-templated transcription. Bases 1 to 1287 code for a protein of 428 amino acids. Lineage: Eukaryota; Viridiplantae; Streptophyta; Magnoliopsida; Caryophyllales; Amaranthaceae. The transcript is spliced from 3 exons.